Molecule: messenger RNA, 7455 nt
Organism: Pseudoliparis swirei
Lineage: Eukaryota; Metazoa; Chordata; Actinopteri; Perciformes; Liparidae
Product: sodium channel protein type 2 subunit alpha-like
Biological process (GO): membrane depolarization during action potential; sodium ion transmembrane transport; neuronal action potential
Cellular component (GO): plasma membrane; voltage-gated sodium channel complex; axon
Molecular function (GO): protein binding; voltage-gated sodium channel activity
Source: RefSeq, a predicted model, not a curated record
GGCGGCUAAAAGAAAAGAAGACAACAAAAAAAUUAAAGGAGCGCUUAUUAAAUCAUAGUCCAUCAAGCCUCGGACCGGAUUUUUUUUUCAACCUGAAACUGAAGUAAAGGAGUAUUCUUUCGGAUAUGGGAUCUACCUUCAGGGUGUCCACCUGCCGGGCGCCGUAAUGGUUUCCCCCUGUCCCAGCUGAGCCCCUCGCUGCCCUCUGAAGGAGCAGGAUGACAAGAUGGCCCAGCUGCUUGCACCGCCCGGACCUGACAGCUUCUGCCCCUUCGGCCCCGAGUCGCUGGCCGCCAUCGAGAGGCGCAUCGCCGAGGAGGAGGCCCGGAGACCGCGGGCGCAGCGCCGCGUCGACGACGACGACGACGAAAAUGGACCCCGGCCCAACAGCGACCUGGAGGCGGGGAAAUCCCUCCCCUUUAUCUACGGGGACACCCCUCCCCGCCUGGUGUCCACUCCUCUGGAGGACCUGGACACCUUCUACGGCAAUCAGAAGACCUUCAUAGUAUUGAAUCGCGGGAAGACAAUCUUCCGUUUCAACGCCACUCCUGCCUUGUACAUCUUAAGCCCCUUCAACCCUCUGCGGAGGGUAGCCAUCAGAGUUUUAGUCCACUCGAUGUUCAGCAUAUUGAUCAUGUUCACCAUCCUGACCAACUGUGCUUUCAUGACCCUCAGUAACCCCCCGGAAUGGGCCAAGAAUGUAGAGUACACAUUCACCGGGAUUUACACCUUCGAGUCCCUCAUAAAGAUCCUGGCCAGGGGCUUCUGCGUGGGCAAGUUCACGUUCCUGCGGGACCCGUGGAACUGGCUGGACUUCAACGUUAUCCUCAUGGCAUAUGUCACAGAGUUUGUGGACCUGGGCAAUGUCUCAGCGCUGCGAACCUUCAGGGUUCUGCGAGCCUUGAAAACUAUAUCAGUCAUCCCAGGCUUGAAGACCAUCGUGGGCGCGCUCAUCCAGUCCGUGAAGAAGCUGUCGGACGUCAUGAUCCUCACCGUCUUCUGCCUCAGCGUCUUCGCCCUCAUCGGCCUGCAGCUCUUCAUGGGCAACCUGAGGCAGAAGUGCGUGCGCAUGCCGUUCGCCGCCAACGCCACCAACGGCAGCGGCAACGGCACCGCCGCCGCCGGCGAUGACGACGCGGCUCUCUACGCCGGCAUCCUGCUGGACGGCAACGCCACGGAGAGCCCCUUCAACUGGACGGAGUACAUCGGCGACGAGAGUAAUUACUAUGUCAUCACGGGCCAUCGGGACGCUCUGCUCUGUGGGAACGGCAGCGGCGCUGGGCUCUGUCCAGAGGGGUACUCGUGCAUCAAAGCCGGCCGCAACCCAGACUACGACUACACCAGCUUCGACUCGUUCGGCUGGGCCUUCCUCUCCCUGUUCCGACUCAUGACUCAGGACUUCUGGGAGAACCUCUACCAGCAGACUCUGCGCACGGCAGGGAAGCCCUACAUGAUCUUCUUCGUGCUGGUGAUCUUCCUGGGCUCCUUCUACCUGGUCAACCUGAUCCUGGCCGUGGUGGCCAUGGCCUACGACGAGCAGAACCAGGCGACCAUCGAGGAGGCCAAGCAGAAGGAGCAGGAGUUCCAGGCCAUGCUGGAGCAGCUGAAGAGACAGCAGGAGGAGGCGCAGGUUGCCGCGGCAGCAGCCACGGAGAGCGGGGAGUACAGCGGGCGAGGGGGCCCCGCCUCCGAGUCGACCUCGGGGACCUCGAAGCUCAGCUCCAAGAGCGCCAAGGAGCAGCGUAACCGGCGGAAGAAGAGAAAGCAGAGGGAGGAGGAGGAGGAGAGGGGGGGCCGCGACAAGUUCCACAAGUCUGAGUCCGAGGACAGCAUCAAGAGAACCAGCUUCCGGUUCUCCAUCGAUGCCAACAGGCUCUCUUAUGAGAAGAGAUGCUCCUCGCCCAACCAGUCUCUCCUCAGCAUCCGCGGUUCCCUCUUCUCUCCCCGGAGGAACAGCCGCGCCAGCCUGUUCAGCGUCCGCGGCCAGGCGCGCGACGUGGGCUCCGACAACGACUUCGCCGACGACGAGCACAGCACCUUGGAGGAGAGCGACAGCCGGCGGGGCUCCCUGUUCCUGCCGCGCCGCUGCAGCGCCGCGAGCCAGACCAGCCUCGGGGCGCCGCGGGGCAAGAUGCGCUGCGCCGUCGACUGCAACGGCGUGGUGUCUCUGGUGGGCGGGGCUUCUGUAACCGCCUCCCCGGCAGGGCUCCUGCUGCCCGAGGGAACGACCACAGAUACCGAGCUCAAGAAGAAGCGGCGGCCGGGUUUUCGCAAGCCGUCCAUGGAUUAUUUAGACGAACCGGUGAGCCGGCAGAGAGCCAUGAGCGUGGCCAGCAUCCUCACCAACACCAUGGAAGAGCUGGAGGAGUCCAGACAGAAAUGCCCGCCUUGCUGGUACAGGUUCGCCAACACCUCCCUGAUCUGGGACUGCUGCCCCGCGUGGCUGAAGAUCAAAGACAUCGUCAAGACGGUGGUCAUGGACCCGUUCGUGGAUCUGGCCAUCACCAUAUGCAUCGUCCUCAACACCCUGUUCAUGUCCAUGGAGCACUACCCCAUGACCAAAGAGUUCAACAGCGUGCUCUCCGUUGGAAACCUGGUGUUCACGGGCAUCUUCACAGCGGAGAUGUGCUUCAAGAUCAUCGCCCUGGAUCCCUACUACUACUUCCAGGAGGGCUGGAACAUCUUCGACGGCAUCAUCGUCAGCCUGAGCCUGAUGGAGCUCGGCUUGUCCAACGUGGAGGGCCUGUCGGUGCUGCGCUCCUUCAGACUGCUGAGGGUCUUCAAAUUGGCCAAGUCGUGGCCCACUUUGAACAUGCUGAUCAAGAUCAUCGGCAACUCGGUGGGGGCUCUGGGGAACUUGACCCUGGUGCUGGCCAUCAUCGUCUUCAUCUUCGCCGUGGUCGGCAUGCAGCUGUUUGGCAAGAGCUACAAGGAGUGCGUGUGCAAGAUUUCCGACGACUGCCAGCUGCCGCGCUGGCACAUGCACGACUUCUUCCACUCGUUCCUCAUCGUGUUCCGGGUGCUGUGCGGGGAGUGGAUCGAGACCAUGUGGGACUGCAUGGAGGUGGCCGGGCAGACCAUGUGCCUGAUCGUCUUCAUGAUGGUCAUGGUCAUUGGAAACCUGGUGGUGUUGAACCUGUUCCUGGCUCUCCUGCUGAGCUCGUUCAGCGCGGAAAACCUGGCGGCGACCGACGACGACAGCGAGAUGAACAACCUGCAGAUCGCCGUGGGCCGGAUCCAGCGGGGCAUCGCGUUCAUCAAAUCCACCGUGCGGCAGUUCCUCCGGCGCCUCUGCGGGAAGAGCUCCGGUCCGACCGAGGAGAGCAAACCGCUGGACGACCUGCACAGCAACGGCAAGGGCAACUGCAUCUCCAGCCACGCCACCGUGGAGAUCGCCAAGGAGCCCGGCGUGGCGUACGUGACGGACGGCGACGGCCGGCCGGGAGGGGGGCCGGCGGUCGGGGAGGACCCCGCGGGGAAGAACCCGACGGAGGAGCGCGACUACAUGUCGUUCAUUCACAACCCCAGCCUGACGGUCACGGUGCCGAUCGCGGUCGGCGAGUCGGACUUCGAGAACCAAAACACGGAAGACUUCAGCAGCGACUCGUCGGACGUGGAGGACAGCGGAGAGAAGGUCGAAGUGGAGCCCCAGCGUCUCCUCAGCUCGUCGGAGGGCAGCACGGUGGACAUCCGCCCCCCUGGAGACGGGGCGGAUUCGGUGGAGAUGGAGCCGGAGGAGUCGAUGGAGCCGGAGGCCUGCUUCACGGAGGGCUGCGUGAGCAGGUUCCAGUGCUGCCAGAUCAAUGAGGAGGAUGAGCAAUUUAAGAACUGGUGGACACUCAGGAGAACCUGCUUCAUCAUCGUGGAGCACAACUGGUUUGAGUCCUUCAUCAUAUUCAUGAUCCUGCUGAGCAGUGGAGCACUGGCGUUCGAGGACGUUUACAUCGAGGAGCGCAGGACCAUCAAAACCGUGUUGGAGUACGCAGACAAGGUCUUCACCUACAUCUUCAUCCUGGAGAUGCUGCUGAAGUGGGUGGCGUACGGCUUCGUCAAGUACUUCACCAACGCCUGGUGCUGGCUGGACUUCCUCAUCGUAGACGUGUCUCUGGUCAGCCUCGUAGCCAACGCCAUGGGCUACUCUGAGCUGACCGCCAUCAAAUCUCUGAGGACGCUGCGAGCCCUGCGGCCCCUGAGGGCCCUGUCUCGGUUCGAGGGCAUGAGGGUGGUGGUGAACGCUCUGCUGGGCGCCAUCCCCUCCAUCAUGAACGUGCUGCUGGUCUGCCUCAUCUUCUGGCUCAUCUUCAGCAUCAUGGGCGUCAACCUGUUCGCGGGGAAGUACUAUUACUGCGUCAACACCACCACGGACAAGAUCUUCCCCAUCGACGUCGUCAACAACAAGACGGACUGCCUGAACCUGGCCAACGACGGCGGCCGCUGGAAGAACGUCAAGAUCAACUUCGACAACGUCGGGGCCGGGUACCUGGCUCUGCUGCAAGUGGCCACGUUUAAGGGCUGGAUGGACAUCAUGUACGCGGCCGUGGACUCAAGAGACGUGGAGGACCAGCCCAAAUACGAAGUGAACUUGUACAUGUACCUGUACUUUGUCAUCUUCAUCAUCUUCGGCUCCUUCUUCACCCUCAACCUGUUCAUCGGCGUCAUCAUCGACAACUUCAACCAGCAGAAGAAGAAGUUUGGAGGUCAGGACAUCUUCAUGACCGCGGAGCAGAAGAAGUACUACAACGCCAUGAAGAAGCUGGGCUCCAAGAAACCACAAAAACCAAUACCUCGGCCGACGAACGCGUUCCAAGGCUGCGUGUUCGACUGCAUCACCAAGCAGGCCUUCGACAUCGUGAUCAUGGUCCUCAUCUGCCUCAACAUGGUGACCAUGAUGGUGGAGACGGACGACCAGACGCCGGACAUGGACCGGAUCCUGUACUGGAUCAACCUCGUCUUCAUCGUGCUCUUCACCGUGGAGUGCGUGCUCAAGAUGGUCUCUCUGCGCCACUACUACUUCACCAUCGGUUGGAAUAUAUUCGACUUCGUGGUGGUGAUCCUGUCCAUCGUCGGCAUGUUUUUAUCCAAAGUGAUCGAGAAGUACUUUGUGUCCCCGACGCUGUUCCGGGUGAUCCGCCUGGCCCGGAUCGGCCGGAUCCUCCGCCUCAUCAAAGGGGCCAAGGGCAUCCGGACGCUCCUCUUCGCCUUGAUGAUGUCGCUGCCCGCCCUGUUCAACAUCGGCCUCCUCCUCUUCCUCGUCAUGUUCAUCUACGCCAUCUUCGGCAUGUCCAACUUCGCCUACGUCAAGCGCGAGGCGGGCAUCGACGACAUGUUCAACUUCGAGACGUUCGGGAACAGCAUGAUCUGCCUGUUCCAGAUCACCACGUCGGGCGGCUGGGACGCGCUGCUGGCGCCCAUCCUCAACAAGAGGGAGCCCGACUGCGACAGCCGGAUGGAGCACCCGGGCAACGGCUACCGGGGCGACUGCGGCAACCCGUCGGUGGCCAUCUUCUUCUUCGUCAGCUACAUCAUCAUCUGCUUCCUCAUCGUGGUCAACAUGUACAUCGCCGUCAUCCUGGAGAACUUCAGCGUGGCCACGGAGGAGAGCGGCGAGCCGCUGAGCGAGGACGACUUCGAGAUGUUCUACGAGGUGUGGGAGCGCUUCGACGCCGACGCCACGCAGUUCAUGGAGUACGGCGAGCUGUCGGCCUUCGCCGACGCCCUGGACCCGCCGCUGCGCAUCUCCAAGCCCAACCUGCUGCAGCUCAUCUCCAUGGACCUGCCGAUGGUGAGCGGCGAGCGCAUCCACUGCCUGGACAUCCUGUUCGCCUUCACCAAGCGGGUGCUGGGCGAGAGCGGCGAGAUGGACGUGCUGCGCGGCCAGAUGGAGGAGCGCUUCAUGGCCUCCAACCCCUCCAAGGUGUCCUACGAGCCCAUCACCACCACGCUGCGCCGCAAGCAGGAGGAGACGGCGGCCGCGGUCAUCCAGAGGUUCUUCCGCCGCCACGUGAUGCGUGUGGCCGUGAAGAAGGCCGCCGCCCUCUACAGGGAGCGGCUGAAGGAGGACGGCGCGGGCAAGCUCUCGGAGAACUCCGCCUCGGACAAAACGUCGGCGGCGACGCCGUGGAGGGCGUCGCCGCCGUCCUACAACAGCGUGACGAAAUCGGACAAGGACCGGUACGAGAAGGAACAAAGGGAAAGACCAAAAGAAAUAGACUCAAGACUAAUAAAGGAACAACAACAACAUGCAUCGGAGACAAAGGGAACACAUUGUUUACAGCUUCUAAAGGGAGGGCGAGACGUCCGCUUGUUGUGACGUGAGGAGCCAGGUGGGAGCUGAUGUCACAUGACACACGGGAGCUGAUGUCACAUGACACACGGGUCUUCUUGAGCGCCUCUCGUGUGCGUUUCCUCUCGACACACUUGAGUGUCCUGUUGUCUGUAGCUAGAGCUGCUGCUACUAUGAAUCCAGUGUCUUGAAUUUAACAAUCGCCGUAUCACUAAACAAGUACUCUGCAUUUGGGGGGGGGGGUUAGCUCUUCUUUUUAACGAGAAAGAAUGUUUUAUACUUUUCGUUUUUUUGCUUUCACUGUUGUAAAAUCGUCGACGCCGAGAGCUUCGACCGGCGGGCGAACGCGGUCAGUGACGGCCGACUCGACUUCCCAUUUCAACGGUCACGAUGACAGGAAGCUGAAUGUACGCAAGGAGCGAGACGUCUAAAGGAACCCUUUGACAUCUCGGGGAAUAUUCUUAGAUCUUUUUUUAAAAUGUGACGCUCGAGUCCCGUUAGCUUAACUUAUCCCAAAAGACGGGAAGCGGCCUCGCGCCUCCGGAGCCUCGAGCGCACACACGGUGCGGCGCAACCUUCUCCGGAUCACCAGGGGGCGCACAAACAAAACAUGCAGCUAAGAAGCAGGAAGUCAACCGGUGUAACACGCAGCUCCUCAAGGAGGAAUUAACGAAUUAACUGUAAAUUCACGUGUUGCAUCGGAUUUUUAUCCCUUUUUAUGCAUCACUUGGUUUAAAAAAAUCAUAUUAAGUAAUUUUUUAUUUUAUUUACAUUCUUGAUUUAAGUUAUUUCAGCUUUUUUUGUUGUGCCUGAAAAGCGGCGCAAGAUUUAAAAAUAAUUUAUUUUUAAACUAUCGCGGCCCCCCCCCCCCAAAAAAAACAAUCUCUAACUGCCCUCAGGCGACAACGCCCCCAUCCUGUUCAUCACGCUGAUCUCAAGCGCCUGUCGUCCCACCUGAGGAGGACAGGUGGUUAAUGUCGUGGUUUGUGUCUCUGGGCCCUCGGUAUGCAUCACACUUACAUUUGAUGUCAGAGCACUUUCUAUCCCCACAGAUGUGUAACACCUCGUGUUGUCCUACGUGUGUGUGUGUGUGUGUGUCAAUGUCGGCGUCCUAUCUCUGCGUGUUUGUGGUUGCUUAUGUUCCACUGAUUAUAAAUAACGUUUAUAUUGUA